Molecule: messenger RNA, 504 nt
Organism: Alternaria atra
Lineage: Eukaryota; Fungi; Ascomycota; Dothideomycetes; Pleosporales; Pleosporaceae
Exons: 3
Coding region: 1-504 (167 amino acids)
Biological process (GO): cellular response to oxidative stress; hydrogen peroxide catabolic process; cell redox homeostasis
Cellular component (GO): peroxisome; mitochondrion; cytoplasm
Molecular function (GO): thioredoxin peroxidase activity
Source: RefSeq, a predicted model, not a curated record
AUGGCUCCUCUACAAGUCGGCGACAAGCUCCCCGAGGGCGUCAAGUUCGAAUGGGCGCCCAUCACCGACAGCGACCCGACUGCCUGCGGCCGUCCCCAAGUAUACGAUGCUAGCAAGGAAUGGGCGGACAAGAAGGUCGUCCUCUUCUCCGUUCCCGGUGCCUUCACCCCGGGUUGCCAAGCGUACCAUCUGCCACCCUAUAUCGCAAAGGCCAAGGAGUUCAAGGAGAAGGGUGUUGAUAUCAUUGCUACCAUUGCAAGCAACGACAGCUGGGUCAUGAACGCUUGGGGUAAGGUCAACGGCGUCAAGAACGACGAGGUCCUUUUCCUCAGCGACACCAAGACCUUUUUCUCCAAGGAGUACGGUUGGCCGGCGGGUAUGGGCGACCGCAACGGUCGCUGGGCAAUGGUCUUCGACCACGGCAAGGUCAUCUACGCUGAGAACGAGAAGAGCCCCGGCGAGGUUUCGGUCUCCGGUGCCGACGCCGUUCUGGCUAAGUUGUAA